This is a messenger RNA of Triticum dicoccoides, 1527 nucleotides long. RefSeq lists its product as uncharacterized. NCBI's taxonomy places the organism in Eukaryota, Viridiplantae, Streptophyta, Magnoliopsida, Poales, Poaceae. The transcript has 9 exons. The record is from RefSeq and is a predicted model, not a curated record. The coding region runs from base 411 to 1280 and encodes 289 amino acids.
GGAAGGAUCCGGCGGCGGCGCUAGAUCGAGUCACGAGUCCUCCUGGUGGCUGGUUGCUAGUCCUCCCGAUCCGUGUUUUAUGCCGCUUUCAUCGUGUAGGGCCUUCAAAGUCUGGAAAGAAAGUCAAGGUUCUCAGGUUUCUUUAGUUUGUAAGGUUCAGAACUUGGGUUCUGAUUUUUUGAUGGUGAUUGGUAUGUUUAGAGCCAUACGCUAGCCAGCAAUUUUACUGGCCACAAGAAAUAUCAGAAACUAAAGAGGCAGAAUGGAAAAGGACAGUGCCAUACGCUCCAACCACCAACUUCUGGUGAGGCGCACUUGCUUGCAGAUACCAUACCACAGCUCCACCCCAGAAUCCAUAAAGCCUCCGCAGCAACAAUGGGAGCUAAGCUUCCGAGCUCAGCAAUUUCAGGAUGCUGAUGCCGUUUCUAGCUCAGGCCUCUCAAACUACACUCCCUGUUGCGAGUUGUUCUGGGCUGCAUCGCCGCCACCCGGCGCGGAAUUUCGGCCGAUAUUGUAGAUGGUGGGGGGCAAGAAGCAAGGCAAUUCAUUCCCCUCGCAGCGUAUUUGGACCCACUAAUGGUGCUCCAUCUAGUGAUAUUGUGAAGAAAAGAAAGAUAGUGGAGCACAUUAUUCUGCUCAGAGCCAAGCCAAAUAUCUCAGAUGCUGAAGAAAAGGACAUGCUUGAUUACUUAUAUACAUCUCAGUAUCAGAUGAGAGGGAUACUCACUGUGUCAUUAGGCCGCAUAGAAGGCCCUAACAGCGAGAGCUUCACGCAUGCUGUCUUCAUGCGUUUCCAACAGAAAGAAGACAUUGCAAAGUUCCAGAGUAGCUCCUACUAUUCCAAAGUUCUCGACGAGCACGUCAAACCCGUUUCCUAUGGCUUGGUUUCUGUAGAUUUUGAAUCUGAGGUGGAAGAUGACAUUAUCCCUCUCUUUCGGAGGGGCGAGGAUUUCAACUACGGUGUCGAGUUUAUGUUGUUGAUAUCUUUCUUGGAAACUGCAUCCAGAGAGUCUGUGGAGGAUGCAUUAGCCCAUCUUCAAAAGCUGAUCAUCCACUACAGUUAUUUCAUUGUUCAGGCAACGUCAGGUUGCUGUCUGGAUCAUAUGGAUGGUCUGUACAGUCACGCUGCAGUUAUCCGUUUUCCAUCAAUUGACGACUUCAAAUUAUUCAAGGAGAGCACGGAAUACAAGGAUAUGUGGACAUCCAAAUUUCAUCCGGUUACCGAGAGAUGUCUCGAGCUGCAUUUUGUCGUCGACCCAGUCGGCAACCAGCUGAUGUAGAUUCUGAGCCCUUGUGCUCUGAAACUGAACCUGAAAUGGAACCUUGUCACAUCCGAAAGAGAGUUCUUGUGUUAGUGUGCUGUGUAUAUCAUUUCAUUUUUCUUCGGCUUGGGUGAUCUUCUGCCCAUGUCCAGAUUGGGCUCCACGAGGCAGUGACUGACGAGCGAUGUUGUAAGGUCUAUCUUCUUGUUCAGCACGGAUGAAUGAGUACAAUGUUAUAAGAAAAAUGGAUGUGUAUAGUCGGAUA